AUGGGUUCCGUGCCAACAUCAUCUACGCCUGCGGUACCACAUAACUUUCCAGUCCCCAGGCCUGGCAUUUAUGUUCCGGCGGUCACCUUCUUCGACCCUGAAAGUGACACCCUCCGACCAACGGAACAGGCACAAUACUACUCGUACCUGGCGCGAUCUGGCCUCACUGGCCUUGUCAUUUUGGGCACCAAUGCAGAGACCUUUCUGCUGACCCGGGAGGAAAGGGCCACUCUGUUGAAGCUGGCACGCCAGUCUGUGCCUGAGAAUUAUCCUAUCAUCGCUGGCGUUGGUGGCCACUCUACUGCUCAAGUACUCGAGUUUAUUGGCGACGCUCAUGCGGCGGGUGCAGACUAUGCGCUUGUUCUUCCGGCCGCAUAUUUUGGGAAACAAACCACUCCUGCUGUGAUCAAUAAGUUUUACACCGCUGUUGCGAAGGCCUCUCCUCUUCCGAUCCUCAUUUACAAUUUCCCAGCAGUCUGCAAUGGAAUCGAUCUCGACUCCGAUACCAUCGCAGCACUGGCACAAGCAAACCCAAACAUUGUGGGUGUGAAGCUCACCUGUGCUUCUGUUGGUAAGAUUACACGGCUGUCAGCUACGUUCCAACCCGAGCGAUUUGCGAUAUUUGGUGGCCAGUCGGAUUUCUUGAUAGGUGGACUGGCGGCUGGAAGUGCUGGCUGUAUAGCUGCCUUCGGUAAUAUCUUCCCUAAGACCCUGGUCAAGAUAUUUGAACUCUGGAAGGCGGGCAAGCAGGACCAGGCAUUGGCGCUGCAUAGACUUGCAGCUCAUGCAGAAAGCCCGACCAAAGCCGGGAUAGCGACGACCAAAUAUGCUGUGAGCCAGUUCAGUGCGAAAGCGGCCGGCAUUCCAGGCGAUCUAGAGGCUCUCCUGAGGCCUCGGCAGCCGUAUGAAGAGCCGGCAGCCGCAGUGAAGAAGAAGAUUGUCGAGGUAAUGAAACCAUUAGAAGAGGUAGAAACGACUUUGUAG
This is a messenger RNA of Exophiala aquamarina CBS 119918, 984 nucleotides long. RefSeq names its product 4-hydroxy-2-oxoglutarate aldolase, mitochondrial. The coding region runs from base 1 to 984 and encodes 327 amino acids. Gene Ontology annotation, molecular function: 4-hydroxy-tetrahydrodipicolinate synthase activity. The transcript has a single exon. The record is from RefSeq and is a predicted model, not a curated record. NCBI's taxonomy places the organism in Eukaryota, Fungi, Ascomycota, Eurotiomycetes, Chaetothyriales, Herpotrichiellaceae.